Molecule: messenger RNA, 1716 nt
Organism: Aspergillus terreus NIH2624
Lineage: Eukaryota; Fungi; Ascomycota; Eurotiomycetes; Eurotiales; Aspergillaceae
Product: stromal membrane-associated protein
Exons: 5
Coding region: 1-1716 (571 amino acids)
Biological process (GO): endocytosis; endoplasmic reticulum to Golgi vesicle-mediated transport; intra-Golgi vesicle-mediated transport
Cellular component (GO): Golgi apparatus
Molecular function (GO): metal ion binding; GTPase activator activity
Source: RefSeq, a predicted model, not a curated record
AUGUCUCGCCGCGCGACCCCGUCUCAGGCUGCUCAGAACCAGCAGACCAUCAAGAACCUGCUGAAACUCGAUUACAACAAGACAUGUGCCGACUGCAAGCGCAAUAAGCACCCACGAUGGGCCUCCUGGAACCUUGGAAUCUUCAUUUGCAUCCGAUGCUCCGGUAUUCAUCGGGGCAUGGGUACCCAUAUCAGUCGUGUGAAGUCCGUGGAUCUCGACUCGUGGACCGAUGAACAACUCCAGAGUGUUUUGCGCUGGGGCAAUGCUAGAGCCAACAAAUAUUGGGAGGCGAAGCUGGCCCCGGGCCAUGUUCCGUCGGAAGCAAAGAUUGAGAAUUUCAUCCGAACCAAAUACGAAUCCAAGCGGUGGGUGAUGGACGGAGGGAUGCCCGAUCCCUCUACUUUGGAUAUCGGCGAUGACGACGUUCCGCUUGCGGUUGUCCAGGAAAAGGCAAAACUCGAACGUUCCGCAUCCCAGCGAGUCGCCACAGCGAGUCAGCCCCCCGCGACCCAGCGCCGCCAACAGCCGUCCAUCGAUCUCUUCGGCGAUGACGAUAUUUCUCCCCCAGUUCGCCCGAGCACUACGGAACCUACCGCCCGCACUGCACCGCCCAAGCAGCCCCAGUCGGCGCCCAAGCCGACCCGUCCUGGAGACUCGUUGCUUGGGCUUGAUUUCUUUGGCAGCGCUCCCCCGGCGCCUUCCAGUCGCCCAGCGAGCACCGUGUCGACUCCUGGCGCUCCAACGGGAAUGUCUAGACCUGAUCUGAAACAGUCUAUUCUGUCCCUUUACUCGAAGCCACAACCAGCUCCGGUCCAGCAUGAGCGGACUCCGUCAUUCGGAGACUUGGCAUCUCCUACCCCCCAGUCGGCAUCGUCUUCCAAUAUGGGUGGUCUUACCGACGCUUUCAGUGGCUUGAGCUUCCCGUCGACCACUUCCCCGCCGCCCUCCAAGCCGGCCGAAAAGCCAUCGCCGUUUGCCAACCUGACGAGUUUCGCAACCACAAAGUCCACACCUGCAGCGCCCAAAGUUUCCUCGCCGACUGCGUCUGCUAGCAGUGGUAUCGGCGGCGGUGGUCUAUUUGAGAGCCUUACGUCUCCUACGAUCCCCGCAGCCAAACCACAAUCGCGUACGACAUCGAUAUCCUCCAACGGGUUCGAUUCGGGAUUCACCGGUUUUGCAUCUCCACCGCCCACUAAGCCGAACCCGCCCCCUUCGUCGUCAAUGUCCAACGACUUGUUCGGCCUUUCAUCUCCUCCUCUUUCUACAACCAAGACCUCUCCACCGCCACCGCCAAUGGCAACGUCUCCCCAACAGGAGUUGAAGUCAGCAUUCAAUUUGAGCAGCCCUGCACCCCCGGAACCCAAGCCCAGCGUCGCCACAUCCACGGCCUCUGUUGCGAGCGCGCUUCCCGCGAGCAUAGAUCCUUGGGGUGGUAAUGCAUGGAGCACACCGGACCCUGCUCCUGCCGCGCCCCCGUCUUCUUCCAUGAUGAAGGUUCCUGACACCUUGACUGCCAAUGAUAUUGGUGGCGGCUGGGGCAGUACCGGCCCUAAGCCCGCACCUGCUGUGACUGCAGACGAAGACUUUGGAGGUUGGGCCAGUGCGGCACCGGUCCCUUCGACGGCAACCACCACCACGAGUACCACGGGCGUUUCGACUAAACCGGCUGGCGGGUUUGGCGGGGCUGAUGACUUAUUUUCUAAUGUUUGGGAGUAG